This is a messenger RNA of Exophiala xenobiotica, 1220 nucleotides long. RefSeq lists its product as uncharacterized. The transcript has 2 exons. The record is from RefSeq and is a predicted model, not a curated record. Bases 48 to 1220 code for a protein of 390 amino acids. NCBI's taxonomy places the organism in Eukaryota, Fungi, Ascomycota, Eurotiomycetes, Chaetothyriales, Herpotrichiellaceae.
UCGUGAGAACACAGGGCCCUAACAACUGGGCUCGUAUUUCCCACCACAUGCGACACCGGUCUCCCAAGCAGUGCAGAGAACGGUAUCACCAAAAUCUUAAGCCGAGCCUCAACCAUGAACCCAUCUCGCCACAGGAAGGAGAGCUCAUCGAGCAGCUUGUGGGAGAGGGGGGAAAGCGUUGGGUUGAGAUUGCUCGGCCACUUGGGAAUCGAAAGCGCGAUGGCGUAAAGAAUUGGUGGAAUAGCAGCAUGAAUCGAAAGACCACUUCGGUUCAGCAAGGUAGCGGCACCAAAUCCGUGGGAUAUCGAGAGGAGCCUGCGGCAGCCAUACAAUCAGAGUCCACCUUCUACUCUGAGGGGGAAGAAUCUUUCGUUCUGGACCCAUCGUCACCACCGGAAGUUAAUUUCGAGCACGAUAACAAUCUGGACAAGGCAAUGGCGGAGAUUGUGCAGGGGCUUGUAAAGGACUUCCUGCUGCUUUUGAAAGCCCUUGCUACUGAUUCUCCAGAGCAUUCGCAGCAUCCAUCCACAUCCUCUGGUACUGCUUCCCAUAGACUCACGAGCCCUACGUCUACAAGUGGCACAACAUCUCUGACGAGUAUUUCACAAGUCAAUGGAUCCCGCCGCAGUGACGACGAUGAUAUCGGAGAUGAGCACAGACAACACAAGAGGCCUCGAUUCGUCGAAGUUGAGCCGGACCCCCCGUCGUCAAAAAAACUCCUAGCAUGUCCGUACGCGAAGCACGACCCCGAAAGGUAUUCCGAGAGGAACACAAACCGAAGUGAGACGGCUUAUCAUAAAUGCGCCAGCAAAAUUCUCACCGAUAUUCCUCGGUUGAAGCAACAUCUUUAUCGCGUUCACAAGCGGCCUGAGUAUACCUGCUCUUCGUGCUUUGCGUGUUUCGAGAACGCGCAAAGCCGGACCAGUCACGAACGGACGAGAUCGUGUGGAAUCUUGGAAUGCCCCUUUGAAGAAAAGAUGAAUCCAGACCAAUACAGAGCGGUCAAGCGAAGGCAGGUGGGCCAAGACUGCGUCGCAUCUUGGUUCGCAAUCUUCGCAAUUCUGUUUCCCGGUGCUCCUUUGCCCGACAACCCCUACGUCGAAUGUACCGAGACUUUGAUGAUAGGCCGAAUUAACAUGAAGCGCCUCGAAGACUCGCUGAGACGAUGGGAGUACACAUUUUCGGUGUCGGUAACCAAGGGGAGCACCAAUGGUGGUUAA